GGGGGCGCUGAUUGCCGGGUUAGCGAUGGUGCAGCGGCCGUGGAGGAGGCGGCUGCCGGGGUUGUGAGCGGGGGCACCGGCCGGCAUGGGGCGGUGGCGGAGGCUGCUCCGGGCGUUUGGCUGUUUCCUCCUCUUGUGGCUGCUGUUCGUUGGGCCCGGGGCUGCUGGGGAGCGCCCUCUGCAAGUAUUGCAUGGUUGCCUGUUCGACAGGAGAUUGUGCUCUGAGCAGGAGGUCUGUGUGCAAGAUGGCUUGUUUGGUCAGUGCCAGGAAAGUUCACUAGAAGACCAGCCCUACUUCCAAGUCACAGCACCUGUGCUGCAGCGUCUACAAGAUGUGCUCCGACACCUUAUGGCACAGGGUUUAUCAUGGCAGGAUGACAUCACACAGUACAUGAUCUCCCAGGAAAUGGAACGUAUCCCCACAGUUUACCUUCCUCCAUCACGGGACCUGAUGUCUGAGGACAGGUUCCCACCAAUCCACAUGGUUCCCAGGAGGUCUUCUUUACCACUUAAGCCUGCCUCCUUCCAGGCAGCUCGCCAGCCCCCUCUCCCUCCAGCACUUCUUCAGCGGUACCUGGAACUGCUGCUGCCCUCUCAUCCUGAGCUUGGCUAUAAGGAGGCUUUCCGCUCCUACCCCCACUACCAGCUUAGCUAUCCAGAUGGUCCCUUCCAGGACAACACCAAUCCUCGAAGCCCUGAGGCCCCCAUUCUCUUGGACCGUGCUGCUGCCUCCAAGAGCCUGUUUGGAGUCAGCACUGCCCCUUCGUACAGAGGGCAGCAGGGGCUGGAUGGAGGCCAGCUUUUUCAAGAUCUGGGAACCCUGUUCUUGACACAGAAGCAGACGGGUAAAUCCAGCUCUAAGGAUCAGCACACACAGGAUUCCAGGACAGAAGGCUUCCUUCAGGAUUAUGGUGGUCACUCUGAAGAUGGAGGGGAACCCUGGAAACCUUUGGCAGAAUCAGACCAAGUCGUACAGAGACUCUCGGCAGUACUUGACAGCUAUGGGAUCAGACUGCAGGACCUCAGUCCCCAGCAGCUCAGUUCACUCAUCAGUCUACUCCAACUCCUACAAAGUCCAGGUAGGCUUGGACCAGAAACCCCAGCAUCUAAGCGGGUGACAGAAGCUGAAAUGCAACAUGGGAAUGAGUCGGAGCUGCCACCCUCUCAAGCGAGCUAUGUUAGUUCUGGCCCCACUGAGGGGCAGAUUCUGGCUCAGGUUGACACACUUGGCCCAACCAAGGCCAAAGCAUGGACAACAACGGCUUCCCCAGAACAGCCUGAGUCCCUGCAUGCUGAAAAGGGGGACAAAACUGGUCCUGAGAGGCAGGUGGUGGUGAAGAAGAGCCAUUCAUCAUUGCGGGGACCUGGCAGGGCUGAAGAACUGACAGAGACGGCAUUGGCUGCUGAGGAAUACGGCUACAUUGUCACCGACCAGAAGCCCCUUGGCCUUGCUGCUGGCAUCCGGCUUCUGGAGAUCCUGGCUGAACAUGUGCACUUGUCAACUACCAGUUUCAUCAACAUCAGUGUUGUGGGCCCAGCCCUUACCUUCCGUAUCCGUCAAAACCACCAAAACUUAUCACUGGGUGAUGUGGCCAACAGGGCUGCACUGGUAAAACCACAGCUGGAGUCUGAGGUGGGAGUGAAGAUCCUACAAACAGGUGUGGGGCAGCGCAAUGAGGCUGCAACAUACCCACAUCCUGUGCAUUUUGGUGACACCUUUCGCUCUGUGCUGCUCACCUUUGUGGCACUGGCCUGUGUGGCAGGCAUUGUCAUUGCUGCUGCAGUGGUCUUCUGUUUGCGCCAGCAUGCCAAACAACGUGAGAAAGAGCGGCUGACCGGGUUGGGACCUGAAGGAGCGGCUGAUAGCACCUUUGAGUACCAGGUACUGAAGUGGGAGGUAGGAACAGGCAACCAUUAAGCGCUCCAGCUGGUUUCGGGCCGGGUGGAAAACACCUAACCUCGCUCCUGCCCCAACAGGUAUGGAACUCUCUGCGUAUUGAGCAGCGUCUCUUCGCAGUUCAGUGAUGCACCCCAGGCCAGCCCCAGCUCCCACAGCAGCACGCCAUCCUGGUGCGAGGAGCCUGUGCAAUCCAACAUGGACAUCUCCACUGGGCACAUGAUCCUGGCAUAUAUGGAGGACCAUCUGCGGAACCGUGAUCGGUUAGCCAAAGAGUGGCAAGCACUGUGCGCAUACCAGGCUGAACCUAAUUCCUGUGAUGUGGCCCAGCAGGAGGCAAACAUCAAGAAAAACCGUAACCCGGAUUAUGUGCCCUAUGACCACAUGCGCAUCAAGCUGAAAGCAGAGAGUAACCCGUCUCGGAGUGAUUUCAUCAAUGCCAGUCCCAUUAUUGACCAUGACCCACGGAUGCCCGCAUAUAUUGCGACACAUGGGCCACUCUCUCACACCAUUGCUGACUUCUGGCAGAUGGUGUGGGAGAAUGGCUGCACGGUUAUUGUAAUGCUGAGCCCCCUCGUUGAGGAUGGUGUCAAGCAAUGUUAACGGUAUUACUGGACUGAUGCAGAAUACUCGCUCCUGCGCUAUCGCGAGGUGAACUUGGUAUCAGAACACAUCUGGUGUGAGGAUUUCCUGGUGCGCAGCUUCUACCUGAAGAAUGUGCAGUCCCAGGAGACAAGGACCCUGACACAGUUUCACUUCUUGAGCUGGCCAGCAGAAGGCAUUCCCACCACCACACGGCCCCUUCUCGACUUCCGCAGGAAGGUGAACAAGUGCUACCGGGGUCGCUCAUGCCCAAUCAUUGUGCAUUGCAGUGAUGGUGCUGGGAGGACUGGCACUUACAUCCUCAUUGACAUGGUUCUGAACCGAAUGGCCAAAGGUGUGAAGGAGAUCGAUAUUGCAGCCACCCUAGAGCACGUGCGUGAUCAGCGACCCAGCAUGGUGCAGACUAAGGACCAGUUUGAGUUUGCACUGACAGCUGUGGCUGAGGAGGUGAAUGCUAUCCUGAAAGCGCUGCCACAAUGAUGCCCACCCUUGGCGCACCGUAGCUUUGUGAGACACCCCCAUCAUUGACCCUCUGCCUCUGCUGUGCUCUGUCCUUGCCUGAGGUGUUCUCUUUUCAUCAAGUCCAUCUCCAUGCUGUUGGCCAUGGCAGUGUUUUAAGCCACCUGUGGGGAUGCUGAGCGUCAGCUUCCUUCCCGUCUUGGUCCCUGUCUUUCUCCCUGAAACCCCAACCUGGCCCUGGUUCUUCUGGCACUAGCCCUUGGCGGCUGUGCCCUUUGGACUCCCGGAGGCCAGUUUACUGCCCCUGAGGGGCCUGAGCAUUCUGUAUGGCGUUCCAUGAACUACCAGGAGCCACGAUCCAGUCUGAAACCAGACAUCCUUAGCAUCAAGUGUAAUCUGUGGUGCUGGAGUGUGCUUCUGCUCAUGGUCACUGUGUGCAUGCUGCAUUCUCUGGAUGUGGGGGAGCAGACUUGAUGGCCCAUGAUAGGGUGACUCCUGCUAUAGAAUGCUGGCUGCCCCCAGAGGCAUAAGACUGGCUUAUGGCUGGACCCUGUCAACCGUAUUCCCCUUUGAUUCCUUCCUUGUCAUCUGGCUCCUUGUCAUCUGGAGACCACCACUCCUGUGUUUGUGCCCCAGCUGGGUUGGGAAAGGGAGAGAGAUGCUGCUUCUACCACAAUUGUCAAUUUCUCCCCUUGUUUUCUUGAGAUUUGAAGCCAAGCCAAGCCGCACCACAGCAAUCCUCUCCUUACCUAAAGGGCGGAAGGGGGCACCAUAGGGGAAUGGGCCCACAGCUACUCCCUAUUGUGUUGUUCCUCUUCCUUAUGUUACUGACAUCAAGAGACAUUUUUAGAAAAUCUAAUUUUGUAUUUGAUGUGAAUAAAGUUUUUGUGUCGCGUUUGUGCAGCUGCA
Molecule: messenger RNA, 3868 nt
Organism: Sphaerodactylus townsendi
Lineage: Eukaryota; Metazoa; Chordata; Lepidosauria; Squamata; Sphaerodactylidae
Gene: PTPRN
Product: protein tyrosine phosphatase receptor type N
Exons: 23
Biological process (GO): protein dephosphorylation
Cellular component (GO): secretory granule
Molecular function (GO): protein tyrosine phosphatase activity
Source: RefSeq, a predicted model, not a curated record